Molecule: messenger RNA, 621 nt
Organism: Mesoplodon densirostris (Blainville's beaked whale)
Lineage: Eukaryota; Metazoa; Chordata; Mammalia; Artiodactyla; Ziphiidae
Product: protein FAM187B-like
Exons: 1
Coding region: 1-621 (206 amino acids)
Source: RefSeq, a predicted model, not a curated record
AUGUUGGCCACCUUGUGGCUGCUUAGCCUUUCUCUCCCCACUUCGUGGGCCCAGAUAUUAGUCAGUUGUGCCUACAAGAGUCUCUGCCAGCAGGCCCUGCUCUCAGGCAAUGAUGUUGUCCUGCAGUGUGACCAUCUCAAGGCAUGCUGGUCCUCCUCUUCCGUUCUGGGGGAGGAUCUCUUGUUGCUCUCCUCAGUGCCUAACAUAAAGAAACUGCCUGGGGGCAACCUCCAAUUGACCAACCCUCAGCCCUCCCCGACAGGCCUCUAUCACUGUGAGGACAAUGACAAUGCCCUCGUGGUAGAGUGUGAGAUUGAUUUCCAAGAUGUCACUACCCUACAUAUUAUGCACAAAGGCCUGGGCCAAAAGCCCCUGCAGAAUGAGACCCUGAGUCUGGGUGGCAAGGAGCUCAUCUUCACCCACUGGGAGCCCUGGCAGGACUGUAACCGCUGUGGGGAGCCAGGUGAGUGCAAACACCUGGGGUACUGCUACAUAGAGGAGCCCCUGGAAAAACGCAUGCCCUGUUGGCUGUAUCUGCAAGAAGAGAAGGUACAGUACAGACGCAUGUGGCCUGAGAUGCAGGUGGAAGCCUGCCUUAUACCCUGCGACCACAUCAAGUAA